GUGACUUUACUUAAAUUCAGUUUUAAGGCACAGUCUCAAACGAAAUCAGGUCAAAAAGAGAGGUGCUAUCCAAAUUUCAAUCUUUUGCCCCCAUUGUGUGUGGAAUCCAAUUCAAAGACGCCAAUAUGUCCGAGCAGUUCAACUUUAACGACGCCUUUAAUAGCCAAACCAUGCGAGGCCGCGCCAAUGUAGCCAAGGCCACCUGGGCUUCGGUGGGCUUGGUCUACGUCCUGGUCAAGAUGCACAAGCGCCAAUCGAAGCGUCGCGAGACGAAGCUCUACUGCAAGGGCUGCCAGCAGGCAAUGCUGCACGGCUAGGGGUCAUACACCCGUAUUCUCGUUUCCGUACACCCGUAUCAAGUAUCAAUUAUCAAGAAUCCCGUAAUCAGCCCCUCAGUUCCCAGUGCUGUAGUUCAAAACUCGUGUUCUUUGUCGAGUCAAUAAACUUCGGAUCUUGGCAACCAGUA
Drosophila elegans is the source of this 466-nucleotide messenger RNA. RefSeq names its product putative 60S ribosomal protein L33. The coding region runs from base 126 to 317 and encodes 63 amino acids. The record is from RefSeq and is a predicted model, not a curated record. The transcript is spliced from 2 exons. NCBI's taxonomy places the organism in Eukaryota, Metazoa, Arthropoda, Insecta, Diptera, Drosophilidae.